This is a messenger RNA of Miniopterus natalensis, 3889 nucleotides long. NCBI's taxonomy places the organism in Eukaryota, Metazoa, Chordata, Mammalia, Chiroptera, Miniopteridae. The record is from RefSeq and is a predicted model, not a curated record.
UUGGAGGAUGGUCCUCUAGAUGAAGAUGAGGAUGCAUUUCAGGGCCUGGGAGAGGAAGAUGAAGAGAUUGAUCAAUUCAAUGAUGAUACUUUUGGGUCAGGUGCAGUUGAUGAUGAUUGGCAAGAAGCACAUGAGCGACUGGCUGAAUUGGAAGAGAAGCUACCGGUAGCAGUUAAUGAACAAACAGGCAAUGGAGAAAGGGAUGAGAUGGACUUGUUGGGUGACCAUGAGGAAAAUCUGGCAGAAAGGCUCAGUAAGAUGGUGAUUGAAAAUGAACUUGAAGAUCCAGCCAUCAUGAGGGCAGUGCAGACCAGGCCAGUUUUGCAACCCCAACCAGGAAGUCUCAAUUCCAGCAUCUGGGAUGGAUCUGAAGUUCUGAGGCGAAUCCGAGGACCACUGCUUGCUCAGGAAAUGCCUACAGUGUCUGUAUUAGAAUAUGCCUUGCCUCAGAGGCCCCCACAAGGCCCAGAAGAUGAUCGAGACCCUUCCGAGCGUGCAUUACCAAGGCGGUCAACUUCACCAAUCAUUGGGAGUCCUCCUGUUAGAGCUGUCCCCAUAGGCACCCCACCUAAGCAGAUGGCUGUACCCAGCUUCAACCAACAGAUUCUGUGUCCGAAGCCUGUCCAUGUUCGGCCCCCAAUGCCACCACGUUAUCCUGCUCCCUAUGGUGAGAGGAUGUCUCCAAACCAGCUCUGCAAUGUCCCGAACUCUUCCUUACUGGGUCACCCUUUCCCUCCUAGUGUUCCUCCUGUUCUCAGCCCCCUCCAGAGAGCACAGCUUCUUGGAGGAGCACAGCUACAGCCUGGACGGAUGUCUCCCAGCCAGUUUGCACGGGUCCCUGGAUUUGUUGGUAGUCCUCUUGCUGCCAUGAAUCCCAAGCUGCUGCAAGGGCGAGUUGGGCAGAUGCUUCCCCCAGCACCAGGCUUCCGUGCCUUCUUUAGUGCUCCACCCCCUGCUACACCGCCUCCUCCACAGCAGCACCCCCCUGGCGCAGGACCUCACCUGCAAAACUUACGAUCUCAGGCCCCAAUGUUUAGAGCAGACACCACUCACCUUCAUCCCCAGCACCGUCGACUUCUGCAUCAGAGACAGCAGCAGAACAGAAAUCAGCAUCGGAAUCUCAAUGGUGCAGGAGAUAGAGCAAGUCACCGGAGCAGCCACCAAGAUCAUCUCCGGAAGGAUCCCUAUGCCAAUCUCAUGUUGCAGCGAGAAAAGGACUGGGUAUCCAAAAUCCAGAUGAUGCAACUGCAGAGCACUGAUCCCUACCUGGAUGAUUUCUAUUACCAGAAUUACUUUGAAAAACUGGAGAAACUGUCAGCUGCUGAAGAAUUGCAAGGUGAUGGCCCUAAAAAGGAGCGCACCAAGCUCAUUACCCCUCAGGUGGCCAAACUGGAGCAUGCCUAUAAGCCAGUGCAGUUUGAGGGCUCUUUGGGAAAGCUUACCGUCUCUAGUGUGAAUAAUCCCCGGAAAAUGAUUGAUGCUGUUGUGACAUCUCGGAGUGAGGACGAUGAAACAAAAGAAAAACAGGUUCGGGACAAGAGACGAAAAACCCUUGUCAUAAUUGAGAAAACCUACAGUUUGCUCCUGGAUGUAGAGGAUUAUGAAAGGCGUUACCUCUUAAGUCUAGAAGAAGAGCGACCUGCCCUGAUGGAUGAAAGAAAGCACAAAAUUUGUAGCAUGUAUGACAACUUAAGGGGGAAAUUACCUGGACAAGAGAGGCCAAGUGAUGACCACUUUGUCCAGAUCAUGUGUAUCCGGAAGGGGAAGAGAAUGGUUGCCCGCAUUCUCCCUUUCCUCUCCACAGAGCAAGCAGCCGACAUUCUCAUGACAACGGCCAGGAACCUCCCUUUCCUUAUUAAGAAGGACGCACAAGAUGAGGUGCUGCCAUGCUUAUUGAGUCCCUUCUCUCUCCUCCUCUAUCAUCUUCCGUCAGUGACUGUCACCAGCCUUCUGCAACAGCUAAUGAACCUACCUCAGAGUGCAGCUGCACCAGCACCCUCUAAUCCUCACCUCACUGCUGUUCUCCAGAACAAGUUUGGCCUGUCACUGCUCCUCGUCGUCCUGAGCCGUGGGGAAGAUCUACAGAGUUCAGACCCUGCUACAGAAUCAACGGAAAACAACCAGUGGACGCAGGUGAUGUUCAUGGCAACCCGAGAACUUCUGCAGAUUCCCCAGGCAGCCCUGGCCAAGCCAAUCUCUAUCCCCACAAACCUAGUAUCCCUCUUUUCUCGCUAUGUUGACCGACAGAAACUGAACUUGCUGGAGACAAAGCUGCAGCUAGUUCAGGGGAUACGGUAAAAGAUCUGCAAAUGUGUCCUGUACCUCCUUUUGGCUGUCACCUGCACUGCUGCCAUCACCAAUGGAGUGUUUGUAACGAGGGAGGGGAGGUAGCUCAUUCCCCAGAGUGUGUUGUGGGACCGAUUCCUGUUCUCAAGGGUUGUCUCUAAACGCCAGGCGUUUCCCCACUGCUCUGUGAUAUUUGGCUGGGUGAUACUUCUGCUGGUUUCCUCUUACCUUCUCUGUUACAAUUCUGCAUGUCCUACUUUUACUCAACUCUUCUCAAUUUUGCAUUUUCUUUGCCCUAGAGACACAAAUAUAAUCUCUCCCAGUUCAGAGUAGGUUGUAGUCUGCCAAAGGAUCCCUUCCAGCAUCUUACUGAAGUCGUUUUCAUUGCCCCAUAUUAAUAUGACUAUAGGAGAGCCAAUUAAGUAGAAAUUAAUAUACGUAUGCGUGCACACACACCCCUCUACAUAUGUUUCUGUGGUCUCCAGAGGCUCCUUAAAGAAUGAGUUUUAGAUGGAGAAAUACUCAGUUGACACAUCCCUCUUCUAAACACAAACCAGCUGAUGUAUUCUUGGUCUGUUUCUAGUCCUCAUAAUUAAUUCAGUGGGUUCCCCUUGUUUUAAUACAAAUACAGGGUAUGCCAGCAUAUUUAAUAAAAUCAGAACUCUUAACUGGCUGGCGCCCAGCUCUAGACUGAGAAGUCCUUGUCUCCUCCCCACUUGAGUUUCCUUUGUUUCUGUCCACCUGAGUGGAAACAGCACACGGUUAAGCCUUUUUCCUGCUACAACUACAGUGUACUUGAGCCUGUCCCCCUAGUGCGUGGAAGAUUGCCUGAGGUGAUUCUAACUUAGAGCCUGCUUCCACAGUGUAGCUUUUGUCUUCCUGAGACUACUUCAGUAAGCCAUGCUUUUACUUCUCUCCCCCAUUUUUAUUCAGUGUCUGGGAUAGAAACCUCCAAAUGUAAACGUGGAAGCUAAGUCGGGCUUGCUUUGUCCUUCACUCCCCACGCGUGGGCAGAACUGCUGUCCUCGCUGUUUCAUCUCACCCAGGUCCCAUCCCAGGGGCCUGGAAAUGAACCCUAGCAGGGACAGCCUGCUGUGACCCUUUCCUCUUGUCCCUCUCCCAUUCAGCAGGCAACCAGGAUAAGGGGUUUUGAUCCCUAGUGAUAACAGCCCUCAAGAAAAAUCUGAAUUCAUUUUACAUGACUGUCCUGAUUUACUUUUUGCUGUUCUGACCUUUUCGAAUGUAGUGGGGGAGACAGGUUAUGAUGUUUAAAGAGAAUAAACAUUUUGCACAUACAUGUAUUGUACAACAGUAAAAUCCUCCAUAUAACCAGCUGUCCUUGUCUCCAUCUCCAUUUCUUCUCAUUCUGUAGCCCUGGCUCUACCAGCUGUUCCCAGUGACAUGACUAGCUUCCUCUGCCAUUAUCAACUGAUUAUUUCCACUGGCGCCUUCCCUGCCUUUCCACUUCAUAACCAAUCAAGUGGAUACUUGAUUAGUAUUUCUUCCUCUCUGUGCUUUUUUGUUUGGUUUUAAUUAAUAAAAAUUAAAGUUUCUAAAUUUACAUUUUUAUAGGGUAUUGUAAAUAAAAACAAAUUGUAUACUU